AUGUGUCUUAUUUCCAGGAUAUUGAAUCUCAAGAUGAGUUUGAACCGGCGAAAUUGGGUAAAACAUGGAUCCAAUCUCAAAUUAGUGAUCUUGGUUCUGUGGUCGGUUUGUUAUGUUGGUUAUGGUCAGUUUGAGGACACCAAUCAGUUCGAGAAUCCGGCUGUUCUUCCUCUCGUUACACAGAUGGUUUAUCGUAGGCUCUCUAAUAGCACAGCUUCUCUCUAUCGCGAGUUCGGUACGAGAGCAAAGUUCUGCGUCAAAGACCCGGAUGAUGAUUGGAAUAAAGCUUUUAAUUUCUCCACCAACUUGAACUUCUUGUCUUCUUGCAUUCAGAAAACCCGAGGUGAUAUUGGUAGGCGUAUCUGUACAGCAGCAGAGAUGAAGUUCUAUUUCAAUGACUUCUUCAGCAAAUCGAGUAACCCGAGCUUCUUGCGACCGAACGGGAACUGCAACUUGACUUCAUGGGUCUCCGGUUGUGAACCGGGAUGGGCUUGCAGUGUCGACCCGACCCAACAAGUCAAUCUUGAAAACUAUAAAGAUUUUCCAGAGAGAACAACAAACUGCAUGCCUUGCUGCGAAGGCUUCUUCUGCCCCCGUGGCCUCACUUGUAUGAUACCUUGCCCUCUUGGUGCCCAUUGCCCCUUAGCUAGACUUGAUAAGAAAACAAACUUAUGUGUGCCGUAUACUUAUCAAUUACCACCGGGACGACCAAACCACACAUGUGGAGGUGCAAAUGUAUGGGCUGAUGUCAGAACCAGCAGCGAAGUAUUCUGUUCUGCAGGAUCAUAUUGUCCAACCACCACUCAGAAAGUACCUUGUGAUAGUGGGCACUAUUGCCGAAUGGGGUCUACAUCUGAGAAACCUUGCUUUAAGUUAACUUCUUGCAACCCUAAGACAGCAAAUCAGAACAUGCAUGCUUUUGGGGUUAUGAUCAUUGCUGCUUUGAGUACUAUCCUACUCAUUAUAUACAAUUGUUCUGAUCAAAUCCUAACGACGAGGGAGAGGCGGCAGGCGAAGUCAAGGGAAGCAGCGGUGAAGAAAGCCAAAGCCCAUCAGAGAUGGAAAGCUGCUCUAGGUAUUGCUAAAAGGCAUGUAACUGAGACGUUUUCAGAGAAGAAAACCACUCAUGACGGUGAUACUCACAAGAUGUUGGUCAGUGGGUACUCUUCUGAGAUAGACUCGUCCGUAUAUUCGAGUCCCGGGAUCGAGGAUGAUGCUGCAGCCGCCACCGCCGCGAGGAGGAGUAAGGAAAGAGCGAGUCUUGAAGCGGAAGGAAAGAGAGUAAAAGAGCAGAAGGUCAAGAAAUCGCAGAGCCAGAUCUUCAAGUAUGCGUAUGACCGGAUCGAGAAGGAGAAAGCCAUGGAGCAGGAGAAUAAAGAGCUUACCUUCUCUGGAAUAGUCAACAUGGCUACUUACUCUCAGAUGAGGAAGAGGCCUCUCAUGGAGCUUUCUUUCGAAAACUUAACCCUUACCUUGAAAUCCAGUGGUAAGCAUCUGCUGAGAUGUGUUACCGGAAGCAUGAAACCAGGUCGUAUCACGGCCGUGAUGGGUCCUUCGGGAGCAGGGAAGACGAGUCUUCUCUCUGCUUUGGCUGGGAAAGCCGUUGGAUGCAAGUUGAGUGGUUUGAUACUUAUAAACGGGAAGCAACUAUCAAUCCAUUCGUAUAAGAAAAUCAUUGGCUUUGUGCCACAAGAUGACAUUGUUCAUGGGAACUUGACGGUAGAGGAAAACCUUUGGUUCCACGCUAAAUGCAGACUACCCGCGGAAAAGUCGAAAGCCGACAAAGUCCUUGUGGUUGAGAGAAUCAUCGACUCUUUGGGGCUACAAGCUGUGAGGACUUCUUUAGUUGGUACGGUGGAGAAGAGAGGAAUCUCAGGAGGGCAGAGGAAACGAGUGAACGUUGGGUUGGAGAUGGUAAUGGAGCCAUCGAUCUUGUUCUUGGACGAACCUACUUCUGGCUUGGAUAGUGCAUCAUCACAGCUUCUUCUCAAAGCACUUCGCCAUGAAGCCUUAGAGGGAGUCAACGUUUGCAUGGUUGUUCACCAACCAAGUUAUACUUUGUUUGGAAUGUUCAAUGAUCUUGUACUUCUAGCUAAAGGCGGCCUUACUGUUUACCACGGACCGGUGAAGCAAGUCGAACCAUACUUCUCAGGUCUUGGGAUAGUUGUUCCGGAACGUAUCAACCCUCCUGACUAUUACAUAGAUGUGUUGGAAGGGAUUGUGGUUUCAAGUAGUGACUCUGAUGUUGGCUACAAGGAACUUCCUCAGAGGUGGAUGCUUCACAAAGGGUACUCUGUUCCAUUAGACAUGCGAAGAAACAAUCCCGCUGAGCUCGCAGCGAAUCCAGACGUAAGGAAUCAUCCGAACGCUAACGCAGAACAAACGUUUCUCAGAGAGCUGUGGGGAGACGUGAAGAGUAAUUUCAGGCUGCGUCGUGAUAAAAUACGGCACAACUUCGUCAAGUCGAGAGAUUUAUCCUACAGAAGAACCCCUACUAUGUGGCUACAAUACAAAUAUUUCCUUGGAAGGAUAGCUAAGCAACGUAUGAGAGAAGCAAAGUUACAAGCCACAGACUACUUGAUCUUGUUGCUAGCUGGAGCUUGCUUAGGAUCACUGAUCAAAGCAAGUGAUGAGAGCUUUGGAGCACCUGGUUACACCUACACUAUCAUCGCCGUUUCUCUUCUGUGCAAAAUAGCAGCUUUAAGGUCCUUCUCACUAGACAAGUUACAUUACUGGAGAGAAAGUGCUUCAGGGAUGAGUAGCUUUGCUUGCUUCCUUGCCAAAGAUACAAUGGACUGUUUCAAUACACUUGUCAAGCCAUUGGUCUAUCUCUCCAUGUUCUACUUCUUCACCAACCCGAGAUCCACGUUCUUCGAUAACUACAUUGUUUUGGUCUGCCUCGUAUAUUGUGUAACCGGUAUCGCGUACGCGUUGGCUAUCUUCCUCCAUCCUGGCUCUGCUCAGCUGUUUUCUGUUCUUCUUCCAGUCGUUUUAACACUUGUUGCAACUCAACCCAAGAAUAGUCAAGUUAUGAGGAUCAUAGGUGAUUUAUGUUAUCCAAAGUGGGCUUUGGAGGCAUUUGUGAUUGGCAAUGCUCAAAGGUACUAUGGAGUAUGGAUGAUUACUCGAUGUGGCUCGCUUAUGAAGAGUGGCUACGACAUUAAUAAAUGGAAUCUGUGUAUAAUGAUAUUGCUUUUCAUUGGUUGGGUCACUCGUGGAAUCGCCUUUGUUGGGAUGCUUAUACUUCAAAAAAAGUGACGAAAUGUCUCUUUCCUCUGCAGUUUUAGUUCACAGGGUUUCAUUGGCCAAGAUCUUAGCUUUUGUUGUGUUAUUCUUUGUUCAUUGUCUUAUUAGAGUAACAAACUUUGUUCAGAUCUUUUGUGAGAUCAAUGUUAGUUUUUAUACUCAAAGAGAAGACUAAAAUGUUGGCUUGUUCUUAGAUUUCGGAAUAGAACCGAACCAAAACAUAACCAAAAACUUGUUCA
This is a messenger RNA of Thlaspi arvense, 3485 nucleotides long. Lineage: Eukaryota; Viridiplantae; Streptophyta; Magnoliopsida; Brassicales; Brassicaceae. The record is from the annotation of a GenBank genome assembly.